Molecule: messenger RNA, 2343 nt
Organism: Aureobasidium vineae
Lineage: Eukaryota; Fungi; Ascomycota; Dothideomycetes; Dothideales; Saccotheciaceae
Source: the annotation of a GenBank genome assembly
CAAAGCUCGCAAAAGCCGAGCAUCGAACUGCAGAAGAGCUUCAAGCCGUACCUCGAGGCCGUCAAGUUCAACCCCAGUCACUCGCAGUCCCACGCCAAUGCCCCGUCGCUGAAUGCACUCGACGUCGCAACCCUGAACCCUCGACAGUUUGCCGAGCACCACAACAUCAAGGAUGCCGACCCCACCCCUCGCGCAUCCUCGACGGAACAAUGGAACUUUGGCAGCACCGGCCUCACCCCGUCGUUGCUGGAUCCCAACAGCUCCUCGUUCAACACGUUUGCGAACCAAAUGCCAGGCUACUACACCCCCACUCCUGGUGGCACAAACACCCUCUAUCACCCACAAGCAGGUGACCUUCAUACGCCAAGUUUUGGCCUGGGUUUGAACACUCCGCUGUCCAUGCCCACCUCGGACACGUCAGCCCUUCAUGCUCCUCAGCUUGCCCACAUGCAUUCAUUCGCACAUGCAAUGCAGCACCAUCAACACAUGAACCCAUUUGGAAACCCUCACGCAUUCCAAAUGCACCACCAACAUACCUUCCCGCCUCAGAACUUCCAACACCAAGCUCCCGUCUUCGACCAACUCGACAGCCAAGCUGCUGACUCGCCCAUGUGUGGUGGUGAUAUGAACCUUGACGUCGAGAUGUCCAACCAGGCUCAGGUCGACCCCAUGUUCCCUUCCCACCUCGGCAACGCUGCACUCGUCGCUCUCCCUCAGCAUCCAUCGAGCGAGAAUUUCCGUUACCGCGUUACCCUCAACGCGCCGACUGCUAUGGUCAAGACUGCCGACGAGAUUCCCGUUACUUACCUCAACAAGGGACAGGCUUACACACUCAACGUUCACGAUACUGCUCCCCAGCACUCUGUCGUCGGCCAACUCAAGUACCGUACCUUUGUCCGCGUGUCUUUCGAAGAAGACUCGCAGAGAGCGCGACCUGGAGCCUGCUGGCAGCUCUGGAAAGAAGGCCGUGGUACCAACGAAGCUCACCAACGCGGCGGUCGUCUCCAAGCUGUCGAAUUCGUCGAUCAGAACCAUUCCAACGACCUCAACCGGCCCAAGCUGGAACUCGAGUCUUCUUCGUUCGACGGUUUCUGUGUGACCUGGAGCCCGUCUUCCAAUGCUCAGGGUAUCGAGUGCCCUAUCUCUGUUCGCUUCAACUUCUUGUCCACCGACUUCAGUCACUCCAAGGGUGUUAAAGGCAUUCCAGUCCGUUUGUGCACCAAGACCGAGCUAUUGCUCGACUCCAUGUCGCCUUCUCAACAGCCUGCUCACGAAGUGUGCUAUUGUAGAGUCAAGCUUUUCCGUGACCACGGUGCCGAACGCAAACUCUCCAACGAUGUCGCCCACGUCAAGAAAAUGAUCGACAAGCUUAACCAGCAGAUCUCACAAAUCGAAUCUGGUAUGAGGGAUUCGAGCAAGCGCAAGAGGAGUGGCUCGAUCUCCAAGGUCAACGCAAUGCCUGCACGACCAGGCAAAGCGCCCAAGCACAAGAGAACAUGGUCCAUGUCUUCUGCAGCCUCGAGUGGAAGAACCUCUGCCGAAGAAGACCUGCAAACCAAGCUUAUUGCGCUGCAAGAUAUGUUUGGCUCCACACGUCCCAUCAGUGUUCUGUUCUUGAGAGGCGAAGCGCAAGACGACCCGGAUCUUCACCCGGUUAGCUUGUCUGGAGACACCCAGGGCUUGACUAGAGUUGACACCAACGACACAAACAUGUGGGAUGGUCAAAGCAAGACCAGCUCCGCCAUGGUUUCUCCCACUNCAAGCAACCAAUCGCUUCCUUCAAACUUUCGUCGUCCUAGCGCUUUUGGACCGCCGUCUCGCGUUAAUUCGAAUGAGUGGGCGCGUAGCAACUCUCAAGUCGCGCCUAUGGAUCUCAAGUCUUCUAACCCCCAGCACCUGGCCAGCCCACCUGAUCAACCAGUCAAAAUGCAAGCUCACUCGCCAAACAGCGGUACUUUUGCUGGCUGGUUCGAAGCAAUUGGCAUUCCUCCUAUCAACCUCCUCCUGAGCGCUCGAACAAGCCUGNUGGCUUGUUUCUACCUGCAAUCACGACUCCAGGGCAAGACAUCUGAGGAUAACUACUACCGAGCGAUCUACCUUCUGCGAAGAAACCUCAACGAAUUUGUCAGUGCAGCUGCCGCAAAAUUCGGUGUUGAGCCUCAGAAGAUUGUGCGAACUGUUCGCAUGACCCAAAAAGGAAUCCAGAUCCUCAUGGAUGACGAAGCAAUUCGCGAGUUACCUGAGGGUCAAGAUAUGAAGGCUGAAUUUGCAACCGUCGACGUUCAACAGGGCCAGUGGCAAUCCGGAUCGCCCUCCUCAGGAUACGAGCUCAGACUGGUCUAC